GUCCUAAGCUGGUGUCUGGGAUCCGGGAUGGACUGGACAUGGGCCAGCAGGCUUUGACUCCAGACAGGACAGGGCCUCCACAGGGACAGUGUGUGCCAGUACCAUGGAAAAGCUCUUCCUGCCUCUUCUGAUGCUUGGCACCAUGGCGAAAGCUCAGCACUGCCCUGGCCGUUGCGUCUGCCAGAACAUCUCCCCAACGUUGACCAUGCUGUGUGCCAAGACGGGCCUCCUCUUUGUGCCACUGACCAUCGACAGGCGGACGGUGGAGCUGCGCCUGACCGACAACUUCAUCACCAUCAUCCGCCGGAAGGACUUCUCCAACAUGACCAGCCUGGUUCACCUCACCCUCUCCCGCAACACCAUCAGCCAGAUCCUGCCCUUCGCCUUCUCUGACCUGCGUGCCUUACGGGCCUUACACAUGAACAGCAACCGCUUGGCCAUCUUGAAGAACGAGCACUUCCGAGGACUAGGGAACCUCCGGCACCUCAUCCUCGGGAACAACCAGAUUAGCCACAUCGAGCCUUCUGCUUUUGAUGAGUUCCUCUCCACCGUGGAAGACCUGGACCUCUCCUACAACAACCUGGAGACACUGCCAUGGGAAGCCAUUGGCCAAAUGGUGACCCUCAACACCCUCACACUAGACCACAACCUCAUUGACCAUAUUGCUGAGGGCACAUUCUCCCAGCUCCAGAAGCUGGUGAGGUUAGACAUGACCUCCAACCGGCUGCAGAAGCUGCCUCCAGACAACCUCUUCCUGAGGGCUCAAGUGCUGGCCAAUGUCCGUGGGGCUCACCCUUCCACCUUGACCAUCAGCUUUGGAGGCAACCCACUGCACUGCAAUUGUGAGCUUCUCUGGCUCCGGAGACUGACCCGAGAGGACGAUCUGGAGACCUGUGCCUCCCCAGAGCACUUGAUGGAUAAGUAUUUCUGGUUGAUCCCUGAGGAAGAGUUCAUCUGUGAACCUCCACUCAUCACCCGCCAAUACUCUACCAAGGCAUUCAUCAUGGAAGGCCAAGGCGUGAGCCUCAAGUGCAAAGCAGUGGGUGAUCCUGAACCUUCCAUCCAUUGGAUUGCGCCUGAUGGCAAGCUGAUCCACAACACCACUCGUGCAAUGGUGUAUGAUAACGGCACAUUGGAAGUCCACAUUACCACCUUGAAGGACAAUGGAGUCUUCACCUGCAUUGCCUCCAACGCUGCUGGAGAAGCCACUGCCCCCGUGGAAGUCUGCAUCGUACCUCUUCCUUUGCUGGUCAACAACACUGGCCACAUGAAAGAGCCUGACCCCGGUUCAUCUGACAUCACCACCUCCACCAAAUCUGGUGCCAAUGACACCAAGAACCACCUUGACAAGAAGAUCAUAGCAGCUGAUCUGACGUCCACUUCAGUAGUCAUCCAUUGGCCCUCUGAGCGGCACAUCCCCGGCAUCCGUAUGUACCAGAUCCAGUACAACAGCUCCCUGGACGACUCUCUGGUUUACAGGAUGAUCCCCUCGUCCAGCAAGACCUUCCUGGUAAAUGACUUAGCAGCAGGCCGGGACUAUGACCUGUGCGUGUUGGCUGUUUAUGAUGACGGGGUAACAUCCCUUACGGCCACCCGGGUGGUGGGUUGUGUGCAGUUCACCACGGAGGGGGAGACUACUCAGUGCCAUUCGCUCCACACCCAGUUCCUGGGGGGCACCAUGAUCAUCAUCAUCGGGGGCAUCAUCGUGGCCUCUGUCCUGGUCUUCAUCAUCAUCCUCAUGAUCCGGUACAAGGUCUACAGCGGCCAAGACGAGCACAAGAAAGCCAAAGUCAGCAACGUCUACUCGCAGACCAAUGGCAACCAACCUCCCACUGCCAUCAGCCUGCCCCGCUCAGCCUCCAAGCUUGGGGAGGACAAAUAUGAAAUUCUCCAAGAGGUGGCCUCCAAGGAACCCCUGCUCAGGGGGGAUACCAAGGAAGAUGUCCCCAACAACCAAGACAUGGCCUUGACUGAGGUGGAUAAGAGAGCGGCCAAGAUGGCCGCUGACCUCCAGACGGUGGCCGUCUUGUCUUCCGAGGAAGGCCAAACUGAAGGCAGCAUGAGGGGGUCGUCGGUUUCCUUGUGCCUCGUCAAGGACACCAGUGCAGGGCCACCGCUCCAUACCAAGUUGGGGGUCAGUGGGUCAGGGGUUUUCCCUCGUGAGCUGUCCAGGACUCACCACCACCGGCACUCCUUUGAUGGGGAUUACUCACUGUUCCAGAGUCAUAGCUACCCCCGUCGGGCACGGACAAAAAGACACAUGUCCACUUCCCAGUUGAACUCAGAAGAGUGCCCUUUGAGUCACAGACGGGUCAUUUUUAGCAGCACAGAAUGGAUGCUGGAAAGCACCGUCUGA
Messenger RNA from Rhineura floridana, 2356 nucleotides. RefSeq names its product leucine rich repeat and fibronectin type III domain containing 1 (gene LRFN1). The coding region runs from base 104 to 2356 and encodes 750 amino acids. NCBI's taxonomy places the organism in Eukaryota, Metazoa, Chordata, Lepidosauria, Squamata, Rhineuridae. The transcript is spliced from 3 exons. Gene Ontology annotation, molecular function: protein binding. The record is from RefSeq and is a predicted model, not a curated record.